Molecule: messenger RNA, 1204 nt
Organism: Sorex araneus (European shrew)
Lineage: Eukaryota; Metazoa; Chordata; Mammalia; Eulipotyphla; Soricidae
Gene: NFAM1
Product: NFAT activating protein with ITAM motif 1
Exons: 6
Coding region: 294-1037 (247 amino acids)
Biological process (GO): positive regulation of cytokine production; regulation of B cell differentiation; positive regulation of B cell receptor signaling pathway
Cellular component (GO): membrane raft
Molecular function (GO): transmembrane signaling receptor activity
Source: RefSeq, a predicted model, not a curated record
CUCCCCCGGGCUCCCGAUCACUCGAGUCGGCCUGGGCGAGAAAAUCGAGUGAAGCCCUGGGGGUAGGGGGGCCCCCCUGGUCCCUCUGGGUCACUGCGCCCACCAGCCCCUCCCGGUGCCAGCACCCGAGUUUUCACCUGCUCCUCUGGCACCGCCCUGGCACCGCCCCUGGCCACGGCAGUUCCCCCAUCUGGAGCAGAAAGUCGGGGUGCCGGGAGGAGCCUAAGGACGGGCCGGCGGCUCGGACGGACGCUCCCUGCCCGCCGCGGCUCCUAGAGGAAGCAGCUGCCCCCAUGGGCCCCCCCAUCCUGGCCCUGCUGCUGCUCCCCGGGACCCUGCAGCUGGCAGGAGGGCUAUCGGUGACCCACACCGGGGCCCCGAUUAUGGUGUCUCUGGCCGACAGAGCGGUGACCUUCGUCUGCAGCAUCUCCUACAAGUACACGCCGCCGUUCCAGAACUUCCAAGUCAGCUACUAUUACAGGGACGUGCGGGGCCGGCGCAGCUCCACGCAGGACACCAACUGCAAGCCCAGCUCGGGCACUGUGAACCAGACGGCCACACUGACCUGCUCGGUCACCCCCUCGCUGCCCAGCGCCGCAGCCACCGGCACCUACUACUGCUCCGUGCUCUGGGGCUCGAAGUCGGCCACGGGCAACGGGACCUUCAUCCUAGUCCGAGAUUUGGGGUACCAAGAGCCCCUGCACUACCCCCAGAAGCUCCUGCUCUUUUGCUUCCUUGGCAUCCUGAUGCUCCUGAGUGUCCUGGGCACAGCCGCGCUUUUCUGGAGGAAGAAGCAGGUGAAGGGUCCGAAGAAACCCCCCGCCCGGAAGUGCCCGGACUCCCACCCCGCCAGCAGUUCCAAGCAGCCCCCGGCCGAGUCUAUCUACACGGCCCUCCAGCGCCAGGACACUGAGGUCUACGACAGUCUGCAGGACCAGGCCGGCAGCCCACGCCCUGCCCAGAACCUCCUCCCCAAGGUGAGAGCGCACAGACUGCAGAGCGACAGUGAUCUGAACCUGGUCUACGAGAAUCUCUAGGACAGCGUGUCUGGGCUGGACCCACUGUCCAGCAGCCUCCGUGUGGACUUGGCCGGGACCCACAGGGAGGACGGGGCGCCCCACCCCUUCCUUCCAAGACUCUUCUGCCUUGGUCACCCCGGCCCCUCCUGGACCCAGCCCCCUCGAGUGUCUGUCCCUCUCCCCAU